AUGGCCACGACGACGAGUAACGAGAACCACCUGCUGCUGGAGCUGAACGGCGGCGAGGCCUGCAAGACGUACCUCAUCGCCGACCGGCAGCGGCGGAAGGCGGCGCUGCUGGACCCGCUCAAGCAGAACAUCCCCAAGUACCUGGGCGUGCUGGCCUACCACCAGCUCCAGCUCGAGUACAUCUUCGACUCCCACUCCCACGCCGACCACUUCACCGCCGGGUUCGAGCUGGCGAUGUUGACCGAGGGCAAGCUGGCCAUGCACGAGAAUGCCCCGGCGCCCAAGGUCAAGGUCCACGUGCGCGACGGCGACGUGCUGCGCGUGGGCGACAUCGAGGUCAAGGUGAUGCACACGCCCGGGCACACGCCGGACAGCAUCGCGCUCUACCUGCCUCGGCUAGGCCACCUCUACUCGGGCGACACGCUCAUGAUCGGCGGCACCGGGCGCACCGACUUUGCGGGCGGUGACCCCGGGCAGUCGUACGACAGCAUCCAGCGCAUGUUCGCGCUGCCCGAGGACACGGUGCUGUGGCCGGGCCACGACUACCGAGGCAACGUGUCCUCCACGAUCGGCCACGAGAAGCGAACCAACCCCCGCGCCGGCGGCGGGAAGACGCGCGAUGAGUACAUCCACAUCAUGAACAACCUGGGCCUGCCGCUGCCCCAGAAGAUCAUGGAAGCGCUCCAGUGCAAUGUGUCGGCGUCCAACGACACGGCCAUGAAGUUCCCCACCAUCGCCGAGCUCAACGAGAUCCGUCAGCUCGAGCCGAAGCUGGUCAGGCAACUGCUUGCGGAGUCGGACGACAAGCGACCGGUGGUUGUCGACGUGCGGCAGCCUGACGAGGUCGACGGCGAGCUGGGCCACAUUCCAGGCAGCAUCACGCUCCCACUGUCCGAGCUGACCAAGAGGUACCAGGAGCUGGAGCAGUACAAGGGCAGGAACAUCAUCUGCGUGUGCCGCGCGGGCGUGCGCAGCACCACUGCGGCGGCCCUGCUCACCGGCCUGGGCUUCCCCAACAUCCACAACAUGCGCGGCGGCAUGCUGGCGUGGAACCAGAAGGAGUCCGCCACCGCCUGGUCGCUCAAGCAGGACGACAGAAAAGAAAAGGGAGAAGGAAAUUAUUGA
Molecule: messenger RNA, 1125 nt
Organism: Acanthamoeba castellanii str. Neff
Lineage: Eukaryota; Discosea; Longamoebia; Acanthamoebidae
Product: metallobeta-lactamase domain containing protein
Exons: 4
Coding region: 1-1125 (374 amino acids)
Biological process (GO): hydrogen sulfide metabolic process; glutathione metabolic process
Molecular function (GO): sulfur dioxygenase activity
Source: RefSeq, a predicted model, not a curated record